Molecule: messenger RNA, 1289 nt
Organism: Mytilus californianus (California mussel)
Lineage: Eukaryota; Metazoa; Mollusca; Bivalvia; Mytilida; Mytilidae
Exons: 2
Coding region: 192-1289 (365 amino acids)
Source: RefSeq, a predicted model, not a curated record
UUGAUUUAUUUGGAAGUGAUCUUAAUUCAUAUGGAACAUACAGCUCUUAUCAAAUUAAUAUUAAUUCUUGUUCUGGGUAUUUGUAUUCACUAAUAAGACAAUCUUCAUUUGAAUGUACCUAUGCCUAUUCAAGGAACAUUUAUAUUCGUACCCAAGCUUCUAAUAUUGAAGUUGCACAAAACAUAUUUAGAAUGUCAGAAAAAUCUUUUGAUUUUCAAUUUACGUGCAGCAAGAGUUCAAAAUUAAAUACUGAUUUAGAAAGAAAUAUCAAUAUUUUUAAUAAUUCAUUUAAUGGUAUGAGCUCAGGCUAUGAUUUCUAUGUAUAUGAACGUUACUCUAACAGUCACAUACAUUCCUUUCAUUUGUAUGAUAAUGUUUUUACACACAGUCCUUUAGCUAUAAAUCGGUAUGGCAUGUACAUGUAUCUGUAUGCUUCAUAUGUUCGUCAUUUGUUUGACAUAAAAGGCAACUAUUUUACAUCUGUAAAGAAUUAUGCUGUUUAUAUAUAUGGAAAUGUAGGUGCAACGUCCAUCUUAGAGAAUACGUUCCACCAAUGCAUGGACUGUGUGAAAAUAGAUGUCCAUAAUUCUGAUUUAAAUAUGACAAUAUCUGACAAUGUGUUUGUUGAAAAUGUUGGAUCAACUGCCGUAUUAAAUUUGUUACAACCGAAUGCUAAUGUUCCUCCUAUUUUACUUUCUGGGAAUAUUUUUCAAAACAAUCUAAACACCAUAUUACUGUUCAGAUCACCAAAUAUUUUCAUUUUCCAUAACAUCUUUGAGAAUCCUAACGCUACAUUCAAUAUCAAGGUAAACUCAGCCGUACAAUAUCAAAAUGAAAUAGUAAACGCUUCCCUUAAUUUUUGGGGAACGACUGAUGUAAAAGAAAUCGGUCAGAAGAUUUAUGAUAAGAAUUAUGAUGACACGCUGAUGGAUGUUAUGUUUAGACCAUAUCUUGGAUCAAGGAAUUUCUCUGAUAUACAAAAUGAAGACCCACCAUUCAUCAGCAGUACUGGAGAUAUUGGGGGUCUUGUGAAUGGUGAACUUACAUUGACAGCUGACAGAAGUCCAUAUACAGUGACAUCAAACAUUGAAGUUGGAGAAUUUGAUACACUAACGUUAGAACCAGGUGUAACGUUAUUGUUUAAAAAAGAUUUUGGAAUUAAUGUUGUGGGUACCUUGAUAGUAAAUGGAAGCAAUGAAAUGCCAGUCAUGAUGUUGGAAACAGUUCACGGAGAAGCAUGGCGUGGAAUAGACAUAUACACUGUAGAAGGUUUGCUUGUUUCUCCAUGA